AUGGCAGCAGCCCGAAUACAUUGUUGCAACGCAUCUCGCAUGGAGCUAGAUCCUUCAAGUGGUGGAGAACUGGAUGAGCUAAGAGGAGAUAAUGAAGACGGAGGAGGCAUCGGCAGUGGUGGUGGUGGUGUGGAGAUGGUGUUGAGGAUGAGCUCAGACAGCAGGAGCCCGGUGGGUCGCAAGAUCCGUACUGAAUCUGAUGCACCUUACAGAAGGGACCACCGGGGUUUCAGCCAGAGCGAUUUGUGCAAAAACUGGAAGCGGCCUGGUCAUUAUGCUAGAGAAUGUCCUAAUGUGGCAAUCUGUCACAAUUGUGGUUUUCCAGGGCACCUUGCGUCAAAAUGCACCAUGAAAUCUCUAUGCUGCCGAGAGCCUGGUCAGGCCGGGAGUUGUCCGAAUGAGGGCAUCUGCCACACUUGCGGCUAGGCGGGCCACUGCGCCAGAGACUGCACCACUCCCCCAAUGCCACCUGGUGACCUGAGGCUGUGCAACAAUUGCUUCAAGCAAGGCCAUAUUGCUGCUGACUGUACAAAUGACAAGGCGUGCAAAAAUUGUAGGAAGACUGGUCACCUUGCUCACGAUUGCCGGAAUGAACCUGUUUGCAACUUGUGCAACAUUUCUGGGCAUGUGGCCAGGGAAUGCCCAAAAGGCAACGCUAUUGAAGAGGGCAGCGGUGGUUAUGUUUGUAGAGAUAUUAUAUGUCGGAACUGCCAGCAGCCGGGCCAUAUGAGCCGGGAUUGCAUGGGUUUGACGAUCUGCCACAACUGUGGGGGUAGAGGACACCUUGUGUACAAGUGCCCCUCCGGAAGAUUUUUGGACUGA
Molecule: messenger RNA, 822 nt
Organism: Rhododendron vialii
Lineage: Eukaryota; Viridiplantae; Streptophyta; Magnoliopsida; Ericales; Ericaceae
Molecular function (GO): zinc ion binding; nucleic acid binding
Source: RefSeq, a predicted model, not a curated record